GUCCCUGUGAUGUCUCUCGCUUGAAGCAUUCAGUAGAGUCCCGUAUACGCUGUUGUGUACAAGCUGCGCUAGCGCCUCAACUGCAGGGCCAAUUAAUCUCUCAAAUUGUUAAUAAGUAUAAUUAUUGAUUCGGAAAAAACCUAGUUAAGUUGACGGGAGUGUGAGUAAAGGCGGAAUUUUGAGAUUCCUUGAAGAUGGUUUUGGCGGAGAGAAAUUCGGAGAAUGUUAGGAACGGGCGGAGAUCGAGGGGCCCCAGCCCCAAUGGUCAAACCGAGUCCUCGAGCGAGGAGGAUGGAGUUCCAGCCGAAAAAAUUCGUGUGGGCAGGGACUAUCAAGUAAUCGUACCGGAGUUUAUCCCAGUCAACGAACGGCGUCUGGAUAAAUGCCCGGAUCGAGCUCUGCUAGUGUGGUCACCAACGACAGAUAUUCCAGACCAAAAAUUGGAUGAAUAUAUAAUCCUCGCUAAAGAGAAAUAUGGAUACAAUGGAGAGCAAGCGCUGGGUAUGCUCUUCUGGCAUAAGCACAAUUUGGAAAGAGCAGUUCUUGAUUUAUCGAAUUUCACCCCAUUCCCGGAUGAAUGGACGGUAGAGGACAAGGUCCUCUUCGAGCAGGCGUUCCAGUUCCACGGAAAGAGCUUUCAUCGCAUCAGGCAAAUGCUCCCGGACAAAUCCAUUGCAAGUCUAGUGAAAUACUACUACAGUUGGAAGAAAACGCGAACUAGGACGUCACUGAUGGACCGGCAAGCGCGUAAACUGACGAGCGGUGGAAAAGAGGGUGAGAAUGGGAGUGAAAACGGAAGUGAACUUGGCUCCAACACCGACAGUGAAUCCGAGGAAAAAAAAUGGACGAUCCAUCGCGGAAUACGACGUGGAAAAAACCAAGCUGUGCCAGGGAACCAAGGUGCCGACGGCAAGGUGACCUCCGACUCGGAAAACAUCCCCCAGGUUCAGGGGUCAUGUAGCAACUGCGGCGUUGCUUGUCAUAGUGUUCGUGCAACGCCCAAGGGACACGCGUGUCAUAGCUGCUAUCUUCACUGGAGGCGAACGGGUGUCGCGAGGCCCCUGAGUUCCAUGCCGGGUCGUUCUAACAAAAGAAAACCGCCGCGUGGACUGGUAGUUAAUCACGACGAUCUUGCUGUUCUCGCUGGUCAGCCCAACCAGGCUAACAACAGCCUUCAAGCUAUCGACACUGAAAUUGUUAGCCUCAAACGACAAAUUCAAACGAACAAGCAACAAGUGAGUGCAUUGAAACGAAAAACAGCCGAUGGAAUAGAUGAAUUGCGUCCACCGGAGGUCUCCAGUCGCAUCAACGCGCGUUGGACAAACGACGAGCUCCUUUUGGCUGUUCAAGGGGUGCGAAAGUACGGAAAGGAUUUCUCAGCAAUAGCCGACGUUAUCGGAACCAAAACUGAAGCACAUUUGCGCUCGUUCUUUGUUAAUUAUCGACGGAGAUACAAUCUCGAUGCUGUGCUCAAAGAGUACGAAGCUGAAAAUGGACCUAUUCUCAUUGAUGAUGAAAAAGAGGAGAAGAUGGACGUUGAUCAGCCAACGAGUAACGAGACCACCGACAGUUCAAAAAGCAAGACUUCCGUGAGUGUCAGUCAAACGGUGAAAUAACACAGCGUAGCGUGAGUAUCGCGUUCAUAAAAUUAAUUUAAUUGAAAGCAAUUCUUUUUAUCAAUGAAAAAUCAAUAUGUACAGAUCCAAUUACAUUUGAAUUAUCCGAGAAAAUAUGGAAAAUGUUAAUGGCCUGUCUUAUCACACACUUCAUGGAGAUUAUUCGAGAACCCCCUGAACCCCCUGCGAACUCUCUGAAAUACAGACAUAUGAUUCAUGAUGUGUCUCCUUCUUUGACUAUAACUCAACUAUAACUAUUUUCAAUGUCGUAGAGUUGCAAAUUAAAGGUUUGGGAAAUGAAGAUUGAUAAUAAGUUUUUCCCGUAAAUUUCGUUGGCAAUGUGACACAGUCGUGGAUUGUAUCCUCGCAGUUUAAAUUUGCACGUUUAGAAAAAUGUUAUUCGAUGAAUCUUAAUAUGAAAAUGAAAUCGCGAUGACCAUCGUGUCGCAACUUCUUCUGACAAUCCCCGCGAAAAAAUUAUGCUUGAAAAAAUCUUUUGGUUAAAAUUUCAUUAAGUUUGUAGUCAAACUCCAUAACAAUUCCUGAGGACGAAGUUUCCAUUAUUUUUUUUUGCUGAAGCAAAUGGAAAAAUUUAUGAACAGGAAAUUAAAAUCCAUUGAUUUUUUUUACGAGCAACUUUAUUUGAAAUAGCCCUGUAUUAUUACACAAUGUUUAAUAGAUUUCCAACUAAACUCCCGUAAAAUUACAUAAAAAAGAAAAAUAGAUUUCUCUAUUUUUUUUCACACUUGGCACUCACAUUUCCACAGCAGUGGAAUCUCGUUCGCUGACCCAUAUAUUUUGCCAUGUGGGAAGAUGAUAUUCAGUCAUACAUGAAGAUAUUGAUAAGAAUAGAAAAUACAUGUGAAUGAAUCAAUUCAAACGGUUUGUACAUAUGAAUAUAUAUUUGUAUUGGCAAAAAUAUUGUGAUUGUCCCACACUAUUCGUUGCUAGAUUGAAUAUUUCGUCAUUGAAGAAAUUAUGUGAAUGAGAAAAAUCCCUUUUUGUCAUUUGGCUCGGCCUAACCUCGUUCUUUUCCGUCCUAGGCCUGAUAAGUGUUAUUUACAGGCUUCGGCCUGCUCAGAGCUUGAUUAGUUGAGCCUCCUGACAGAAAAUAAUGUAUGUCAUAUGCCCUGAGAAGCGUUUUACUGACAAUUUCGCCGUCGGCGCGCAUUAUUAUUAAAUUCAUCAGAAAAAUUAUUUCCAGGCCUUAUGACAUAAAUUACUAAUUGCGUAGCAAUAUCCAGAAUUUUAAUCAUGAAAACCUAGUUUUAUUUGCAUCAGAUGCCUCUUUCGUUGUUAUUAUUUAUUCUGUAGCAAAUCAUUAUUGGAAGACUCGGCCAAAUUCAAUUGACAAUGAUAAUUUUAAUUAUUUUACGAGCCUUCCAUGGACCCCUAAGAGGGAAGAUUCCCAUUAAAUCGAUUUUUUUCCCCAGAGAAGCAUAAAAAUGAUAAAAUGAAAUUAGUUAUUAAAUCUAGCAUAAGUGAUAAGAUAUUGUGUGCUGAGCAUCUGAGUAGGUUAACUAUUUCUCAGUAACUGAGUUGUUUGAAUAUUAAAAUUGAAUAUAAAAAAUGUCAAUGUAAAUAUCUGAAGCACUAUUGUAUAUUACGAUAAACUACGCGACAAGAGAUUAAAUCAAUGCAUAUGGUAGCAUACAUUACCAUUGAUUAUACGAGUAUUCGGGAAAUCCUUUCAUCACUGCGUGAGUUGUGAGAAAAAUUGGUUCACAUUUCAUACAUUUUCCUAUUUUUGUUCACACUAUGCAUUCACGUCGCCAACAUUUCUCACGAUACUUGCCAGAGAAGAAGCAUUAAUUAUACCAUUGGUUGACGGCUAUGGUGCAUUUGACUUACGAUUGAGUGUAGAAAAUUUUAGGAUUAAGAGUGAUAAAUUAUAUUAGACAUUAAGAAUUCCUGAGUUAUCAUAAUUAACGGUUUACAAUAAGCUAGGUAUGUUAUCUAGAUAAAUUCAAGGUGAAUAAAAAAUAUAUAUUAAAAUUAA
This is a messenger RNA of Diachasmimorpha longicaudata, 3615 nucleotides long. RefSeq names its product CoRest (gene CoRest). The record is from RefSeq and is a predicted model, not a curated record. Gene Ontology annotation, biological process: negative regulation of DNA-templated transcription; regulation of transcription by RNA polymerase II. Gene Ontology annotation, molecular function: transcription corepressor activity. Gene Ontology annotation, cellular component: histone deacetylase complex; transcription regulator complex. The transcript has 10 exons. Bases 195 to 1616 code for a protein of 473 amino acids. Lineage: Eukaryota; Metazoa; Arthropoda; Insecta; Hymenoptera; Braconidae.